GGGGCUGAGGCGGGGUGGGUGGGGGGCCGGCCAUGGGGCGGAGGCCGGCCGCGGCGCCGGGGGCAGGCUAGCGACGGCGAGCGGCGGCGGGGCGGUGGGGCCAGCGGGCUCGGCUCGACGAGGCCCCGGCCCUGCAGGCGUCCGCGGCAGCGAACGGCAUCCGUGUCCUCCUGACCAACGUCCUCACUCACCGACAGUGGACAUGGAACAAGACAGAGUCAGUGUGAGUCAGGGGUUGGGCACAGACUCGGCCUCGUACCACUGCUCCGCGUGUCAUGGCAAUGAGGACUGGGGGCCCAGCCACCCCUUCCGGGGGCGGGCCAAGUCCCGCAGCCUGUCUGCCUCCCCUGCCACGGCGAGCACCAAGGAGUUCAGGAGGACCCGCUCUCUGCACGGGCCGUGCCCGGUGACCACUUUUGGACCAAAGGCCUGCGUGCUGCAGAACCCCCAGACUGUCAUGCACAUCCAGGACCCUGCCAGCCAGCGGUUGACGUGGAACAAGCCCCCGAAGAGUGUCCUUGUCAUCAAGAAGAUCCGGGACAGCAGCCUGCUGAAGCCCUUCAAGGAGCUCUGUGUGUACCUGUCGGAGGAGAACAAUAUGAUCGUGUAUGUGGAAAAGAAAGUUCUGGAAGACCCCGCCAUCGUGCAUGAUGACAGCUUCGGGCCCGUGAAGAAGAAGUUCUGCACCUUCAGAGAAGAUUAUGACGACAUCUCCAAUCAGAUCGAUUUCAUCAUCUGUCUGGGAGGAGACGGGACCCUGCUCUACGCCUCCUCACUCUUCCAGGGCAGCGUGCCUCCGGUCAUGGCGUUCCACCUGGGCUCCCUGGGCUUCCUGACCCCCUUCAACUUUGAGAACUUUCAGUCCCAGGUCACUCAGGUGAUAGAGGGGAACGCCGCUAUUGCUCUCCGGAGCCGGCUGAAGGUCAGGGUUGUGAAGGAGCUCAGAGGGAAGGCGGUCGUCCCUAACGGGGUCAGCGGGAAUGGGGUGCUGGCUGCCGACGUGGGCCCGGAGGUCGGGAAGCAGGUCGUGCAGUACCAGGUCCUGAAUGAGGUGGUGAUCGACAGAGGCCCCUCCUCAUACCUGUCCAACGUGGACGUCUACCUGGACGGGCACCUCAUCACCACAGUGCAGGGUGACGGGGUCAUCGUCUCCACCCCAACGGGCAGCACGGCCUAUGCGGCCGCAGCCGGAGCCUCCAUGGUCCACCCCAACGUGCCAGCCGUCAUGAUCACACCCAUCUGUCCCCACUCACUGUCAUUCCGGCCCAUCGUGGUCCCUGCAGGGGUCGAGCUGAAGAUCAUGCUGUCACCAGAAGCAAGGAACACUGUGUGGGUGUCCUUUGACGGACGGAAGAGACAAGAGAUCCGCCAUGGAGACAGCAUCAGCAUCACUACCUCUUGCUAUCCGCUCCCCUCCAUCUGCGUCCGGGACCCUGUGAGCGACUGGUUCGAGAGCUUGGCCCAGUGUCUACACUGGAAUGUGCGCAAGAGGCAGGCCCACUUCCCGGAGGACGAGGAGGACGAGGAGGGGGCGGCGCCCGCCGAGGGCUAGCCUGCGCCCGCUGCAAGGGGCCGCCCCAAAGCCACCUGCCCCUGCAGCUUCCUUCUCUGCCCACUUCUCACUCGCCCUCGGGGGCCAGGCCAGCCUGAGCACGUGCGUGAAGGGUUGGUCGCACGCCCUGUGCGCUACUCACGCCACCACAGCACUUCCUCUGCAGCCAGAGAGCCGGGAAUCUGCCUCUUGUGCACCAGAUACGCCGUUUUUAACAUUUUAAAUCUGACUUCUUUUUUGCAUUUCUGAAUGAGAAGAGUGAGUGGUGCCCAGGGAGGGGCUCUGAAGUCGACACCGCGUGCGGCCGCCAGAGCCUGUUCCCGGGGCCUGGGACACUGAGCGGGGGUGCUCCUUGUGAUUCCUUGGGAAACUUUUCCAUAAAUCAGCCUGUUGAAAUUCAGAGGGGAUCAAAAUGGAUCAAUCUAGUCUUGGGUAUUGAAAAUAAAUGUCUCAGCCAAAAAUCUUCCUCUGGCCCCUGCAGUAUUCCCCGUCACCUGCCCUUCCCACGACACCCUUCCAGGUGAGAAGCACUGCAGAGGCGGGCAGGCUUCAGGUAUGCGGCUGCCCCCUCCUGCUCAGGCUCCCCGAGGCUGCCCGCCUACCUGCCUGGGCCCCAGUGGCUGUCGGUUGCCCCUCCCCAGGUGAGCCAGGGGCCGCAGCGGGCAGAGGAGCCUGGCAGGGCCAGCCAGAGUCAGACCCACCACAUUCCUUGUGACACAGGGGUGAUAUCCUCUGCCCCCCAAGAAGACAUUUUAAAAUUUGUGUAUCUUUUUAGAGAUUGUAUUCACAUUUCUGAAGUGUUUAUGUACAGGUUUGAUUGCACACACUGAGGACGCCAGAGGGAGGGCAUUAUUUGUGCUCUGCUCAGAGCCGGGCCCCAGGGACGCUGCGCUGUGUGGCACAUGCGUGGGGUCCAUCCCGCCCAGUCCGGACAGCCGUUGUGGGGCUGGCCUGCGGAGAGGGGACUGCCGUGCUCCUGCAGCUGUAACAGGAGGGUCCCUGGCGAGCAGGGGCGGGGGAGGGGGGGUCUCUGUAGGUUCUGCCCCAACUCCCCCCGUGGGCCUCGGGCCCAGGGAAACUCCAUGUUUGAGCUGCCCUGCAGCUGGUGGGGGCAUGUGCCAUGGAGGGCGGGCGGCCGGGUCUCAGUGCAAGUGGCCUCAGUCCCUGGCUACCGUCCCCUAAUAGCGUCAUACAGGGGGGCUCCUUGUCUUAGGUAAGUGAUGUCUUGGAGUUGUAUUUUUACCUGUUAAAUAGGUAAGAACAGAAGAGAUGGGUGCCCACCUGGCCUUGGGUUUGCUUCUGGAGCGAUGGGGACGGGCUGUGCUCUGGCCGCUCGCAGGGCCAUGCGCCUCAUCUCUGGCUGAUAGAAGGGUGUCCGGGGUCUCCACAGAGUCGCCUCUGCAGCCAGAGCACAUCUUUAUCAAACACUGUCCCCUCCGCUUGCCCUGCCUGGGUACCUUGCGUCUGUGGACCCCUCGAGGUGGGGCCUGGCAGGCGGCCCGAUAUGAGAACAGGGGCCCGCACACCUGCCUGACCCAAGGCAGCAGACCAAAGCUCCUGGCUUUGUGGGUCCACAAGAGGGUGGCGUUCGAAGGUCAGGUCACUGGUUUAGAGAAAGAAAAAAGCAGGUGCUGGCUGAGUCCUAAAGCAGUGUGAUGUUGGAACGCUGUAGAAGACCUUGAGAUUUUUAAAGUGGUUCUUAAUGUUUCAUAUUGUCCAUGCCUUGGACACUUGUUCAGUGCUGUUGAAGCCUUAUUACUGUUUUCAGAUCCUUUCAGUAAACUAGACUUGCUUAAAAAGU
Manis javanica (Malayan pangolin) is the source of this 3353-nucleotide messenger RNA. RefSeq names its product NAD kinase (gene NADK). NCBI's taxonomy places the organism in Eukaryota, Metazoa, Chordata, Mammalia, Pholidota, Manidae. The record is from RefSeq and is a predicted model, not a curated record. Gene Ontology annotation, biological process: NADP+ biosynthetic process; NAD+ metabolic process. Gene Ontology annotation, molecular function: NAD+ kinase activity.